CAUCUGCUCGACUCCUUCAUUCAAGUGACACCGGAGCUUUGAGGGAUAUUUGAGGCACCAUCCGUUCCCUUUCCUGGCCACUUCUCGCACUUGUACCAGCGCCGAUCGCACGCUCCGAGCGAGGCUUGGGAAAGAUCCGGGAUAUCUCGUCUUGAUCACCCCACGCUGCGCGCACACUUUUUUUCUUGCAAAGAAGUGUGUGUGUGUGUGAGAGAGAGAGAGAGAGAGAGAGAGGGCGAGCUCUCCUUUGGUUAGUGCUGUUGGCGUAGACAUCGGGGCCAUGCAUGCUGCAGAGUGGUUAGGGAAAUUCGUGACCCUGGCUUUGGUCUUUGCAAGCUUGGAUCCGGUGGUGGGCACGGAAGCCACCAACCCUCCGGAUGGUGCCCAAGAUAAUAGAGCGCCUCAGCAAAAAGGGCGCCUGUCUUUGCAAAACACAGCUGAAAUCCAGCACUGUCUGGUCAAUGCUGGUGAUGUGGGGUGCAGUGUAUUUGAGUGCUUUGAAAACAACUCCUGUGAGAUCCGAGGCUUACAUGAGAUCUGCAUGACGUUCCUCCACAAUGCUGGAAAAUUUGAUGCCCAGGGAAAAUCCUUCAUUAAAGAUGCUCUGCGGUGCAAGGCUCAUGCCUUACGGCACAAGUUCAGUUGCAUCAGCCGCAAGUGCCCUGCCAUCAAGGAGAUGGUGUUCCAGCUGCAGCGAGAAUGCUACCAGAAGCACGACCUCUGCUCAGCAGCCAAGGAGAACGUCCAGGUCAUUGUGGAGAUGAUUCACUUCAAAGACCUGCUGCAGCACGAGCCGUAUGUCGAUUUAGUGAACACCUUGCUCGCUUGUGGAGAGGAGGUUAGAGAGGCCAUCACUCGGAGCGUCCAGGCCCAGUGUGAACAGAGCUGGGGCAGCCUGUGUUCUAUCCUGAGUUUCUGCACCUCCAUCCCACAUGGAGAUUUCACCCUUGAACCAGAGAAGAAGCCAAAUGAAGUCCCCAGAUCCUCUAUUAGUCAAGGGGACAUUAUAGUCCACCCUGAACCUGACGCCAGAGAGAGCUCCCGAAACACCAGAGGGGAGAGAGGUAGCAGGCUUCCUGGGAAUGCCCAAACCCGCACUAAAGCUGGGAGCCAUAGUCCCAAAGUGGCUCACGGGAUUGUCGAACAGGCAGAGGAACUGUCUGACUUCUCUGACAUCCGGAGGUGAAAGGAGGAUGUAGCUCUUCUUUCCCCCUGCACCAGAACCUUCCUCCAUUGAGUUCAUCUUCUUAUCUAGGGGCAUUCCAAAAUAUGUACAAUAUAGAGGGGUGGUGUCAGGCAUAGGGCAUUGUGAGAUAUGUGGCAGUGACAGUGUAUGUAUUAUAAGUAACAGAGGAAAAGCAACAGCUAUUGGUUAUUGAUUGUAUCCAGCAAAUUUGAUGUGUAGGUGCAACAAAAUGUAUUCAUGUAAAUCCUUUCAUCUCUUUUUUAAAAAGAGGGGAAACGGGAGAUUAGAUGCAGGUUUGAGGUGGUGGUGAUUAGAGGAUUUGGCCACAUUUUAAUUGGUGAACAUGUAGAUCAGGUUCAACAUUGAGUCUCAAGACAGAAAAUAAUCUAGUCUCCACUCUCUCAGAGGCAAUGAGGGCUCCAGAUCAGGUGUAGAGAAACUCAGAUACAGAGCUCUGCAUAGGGGACCUUGGAAUUGCAAACUAAAUUGUCUGUCUGAGCCAUUGAUCUUGUCUAAGUGACACCAUCUGCCUUAAGUGUCCCUUGCAUUGGUUUGGGUGGCUCUUAGCUGACCUCUUCUGCUUUUUGUUCCAGUUUCUUUAGAAAUUGGCUGAUGAGGGAAUCAGUUUCUGGAUGAGGACAUUUUCAACCAACCCAAAAGCAUGCCUUUUUCUCUCCCCCCCCCCCACAUCGUAAAAUAAUCCACCUGGCUUCUGACUGAAGUGGGUUUCCUAAAUAUGGGUAACUCGCAUCUUAUUAUUAUUUUACUUGCAUGAGCCUGGCUGAGGGAAAAUAAAUAAAGAAAUGGAGAGCAGGGAAAACCCGUUCUCCAUUUAUUUAUUUAUUUAUUUGCCUACAAACAAACUGAACAAAGCUGCGAUCACAGGCUUACCUGGCUUUGGGAAGGCUGUACAAUGACUCUGGAAGCAUCCCGGAGCCCUCACUGUGCCUGCAAACUUUCUGAAGCUAAGUAGGCAGGCAGGGCAGGCACCUGGCUUUGGGAAGGAGGCGUCAGGCAUAAGGGCUCUGGUAGGGUCCUAGAGCCCUGCAUCUUCCAUAAAGCUGGGCUAGUGCUUACUAGGUUUCGGGAAUGAGGAGUGAGGACUCUAGGACCCUGACAGAGCCCUCAUGCCUCCUUUGCAAAGGCAGGCAAGCCUUCAGAGAGCCGAAGGAGGUGUGCUUUGAGAAGGUGGUGGAAGGGCUUUGGGACACUGCCAGAGCCCUCACACCUCCCCAAAGCAGAUAGGUAGUUGGUUCGCCCUACAACCGCUGAAACCAAGCCCUCAUGUGAGAGGCGAGUUUCCUGUACAGCGUAUAUAUGGUGGGCUACAACUUGCUUAGACACGAAGCUCUUUUUUCGGAGGCUUGAUGAAAAGUUAUUCUCUUCCUCAAAGCAGGACCACAAUGUUUGCAGAGCUAUAGAAAUCCUGUGCUCUAAGGUUGUGUGUGUGUGUGUGUGUGUGUGUGUGUGUGUGUGUUGCCAAAGAAAUGGUGAUGUAGAAUAAGCGCAACCCAGCACUGUGCAAUGAUUUAAUCAGGUUAACUACAGGAAGCUUAACUCAUCUUGACACCUCAGCCCCAGCCACCUCCUAAGUGCAUUUUGGACUACAAUCUCUGUUAUUAUCCAGAGUUAAUAUGCUUUAUUCCAUCUUUACUUCUAAAUAAACCUCUUUCUAUCGUUAACUAAGAUCACUCAGGACACUACAUUGCAUGGGAGGGACUGCAGUAGUCCUUAAAUCGAUGAAGCAGGUUUUAGUCAGAGACUGUAAGGCUACAUUAAUAGCUCCUGUGGCUUCAGAAGGCAUUGGCGACUGUUCCCUCAGCAGAAAGGCAGUAUCAGAACGAAAUCCCAGUGUAGUGGCUUCUUCUGCACACCAAUCUCCUAGGUGCAGGAACUUCCCCAGUCAUGGCCAUGUGCAUUCAUGCACAUUGCAUAUGCAAAGCUAGCUCUGGCUGGGGGACCUAGCCUCACUCGGACCAGGAACAAUAUCAUAUAAGCCUUUCCUCCUAUGAAGAACAAUAGAAUUGUUCAUGCAGCCAGGGAGUUUUAUUUACACCAUUUCAAACAAGGGCAACUUUUGUGAUUGUGUCAAGCAGUGACUCCAGGUCCCACUGAAGCAAGAGUAUAGAUGAGGUCCCCUUGUUCAUAUAAAAUUGUUUGAAAUGAUCACCAUAUCAUCAGCUUACAUAGGUACAAUCCAAAAAAAAAUCAGGCCCCUAUAUUUUCAUGUCAUUAAUUGGAUCUUACGGAAGUCAGAUUUACUAACGGGAACCAAAACUCAGAGACACCACUGAAUGUCUGUCAACCGAUCACCUCAGCAUGCAUAUAAUUUAUCUUCAUUCAGUAAAUAUAUGUUCCCCUUAUCGCUUACACAAAGGAAAUCCAGGUGUUUUUUGAGGGGGUGUAUAUAAUAUCUUCCCCCCCUCUGUGUAUGAAAAUUGGAUGUAUGUGUUCACCUACUGAUUCCACGUAUUCUUUUAUUGUAAAUAUUUGACGUUUCUAUUUAUUAUAGUUUCUCCAUAUAAAAAUAAUAAUAAAUAUGAGCACUGCUGGCUAAGGUAAUUUAAAUAUAUUUCAGGACCUGUGUUGUAUAUAUUAAUGCCACUAGUAGAUUUUUGUUAUUGUUUAAAGCAAGGGAAAUAUAAUUUUAUACACUCCAUAAUGUUAUUGACAGCAUAAAUCACUUAUUUAUUGUUAACUUUCAUUUCUAACAGAUAACAAGUGCAUUUAACCUGAUAGUUUUGUCAAGACAUCUGUAUAGCCUUACUUCUUGAAAAUAAAAAUAUGAUCAGCUGUCCGCUCAAGGAGCCAAUAAUAUUUUAACCCACCGUGACAACAACAACAACAAAAGUUCUUUUAAAAUUAUGGACACAGCGCAAUUAAUGUUAAGCAGUUCUGCUGUAUACUUCUGUGGCUGUUUACUCAGAAGUAAUUCACAGGGAUUGGCCACACUUCUGCUUGUCCUAACACUUUCACCCAGAGAAACCCACUUUUUGCUGAAUUAGAGCAAAUGUCAAUGGAGUUUUUUGUGGAUUGACAUUUGCUCAGAUUCAGCAGUAAAGAGCAGGUUUUCCUGGGAAAAAGCGGUGGGGGAAAUGGAAAAGCAGAAGGGUGGUUCAACAAGGGUGCGUUCAACAAGACUUGCAUCCAGGAAAGUGGACUGGAUUGCAGCCUUUAUAAUCUUGUUGGGUUGUAUCCGAUGUUGGUCAUAUACAACGAGGACCCGUUGAAACUAAUGGACAUAACUAACUUGAAUUCAUUAAUUCCAGUUGGUCUACUCUGAGUUGGGCUUAGUUGGCUACAACUCAUGGAGCUCAGUCAUUAAGUGAAUGUACAUUUCAGCCUUUGAAAGCAGAACUGAAAAGGGCUUAACUUUGGCUGAAUCAUGCCAGACUGGUGGGAAAUGUCCAUUACUUCUGAUUUACAGUUUCCAUUCAUUUCAGUACAGAGCUACUAUCCCUUCAAACAGGUUUGACAAAUCCACUUAGCACAACACGGGGAUCCCUCCCGCAAAUCUGGAGAGCAGAAUCAAUGCAACCCUCCCAUUAUCUCCAGAGUAGAUGCAAGGCUGCCUCAUAUGCUGGGAGUAAGCCAAAGUAAUUUACACUUCUGUCUGCCUAAAGCUCCUGUACAAUGAGAAACUGUUAAAAGAUGCAUAUCUGAACCCACAUAUGUGUCCACCACAUGUGUCGAUCCAAUGCGCACUCUUGAGAGGAAUGAAGCCUUUUGCGUGGAGUCAGGACGUGCAUCCAUUUAAAAUGUGUGUAUACCUUUAAACCUUAUGCCUAAUAAAGAACUUGCCACAC
This is a messenger RNA of Zootoca vivipara (common lizard), 4992 nucleotides long. RefSeq names its product stanniocalcin 2 (gene STC2). Gene Ontology annotation, biological process: intracellular calcium ion homeostasis. Gene Ontology annotation, molecular function: hormone activity. Gene Ontology annotation, cellular component: extracellular region. The record is from RefSeq and is a predicted model, not a curated record. Lineage: Eukaryota; Metazoa; Chordata; Lepidosauria; Squamata; Lacertidae.